AAAAAAUUGGCAUUUAUCGAAUGCGUUUUGCAGAAACAUGAUGGGACUAUUAUCGUAAAAGGAUGCCAAACGAAAUUCAUAGACCUAUAAGGUUUACGUAAUUAACAGUACAUACAGAUCUAAAAUUGAGUAGCAAAUUUUUUUGAUCAAUAUCAAUGAUUUUCUUGUAGUUUUAUUGAAGCCAUAUGAAACAAACCUUCCUUACAGACUAUAGACAAAAAUUAGGUACUUAAACGAUUAAUGUAAAACAAAAAGCAGUCUGCAAUUUAGAGAUCAAAGAGAUAAUAAAUAAAGAAAAAUCAAGUUGAUAGAAUUCGAGAUUGUCUUAAAGUCAUUUAAAGCUCUUGAAAUAGGAGCAUUUCUUGCAUACUCCGUUUUACAAUUUCCCCCAUAAAAAGGAAGAGGUUUGUAAAGAUUCUUUCGAGGAACAUUGAAGUUGACCUGCUCUAGAAGAGUAGGACAAGCGAUAACAUCAUUUAUUAACACCCUUAUUCUAGAACGCUAAUUUUCGUUCCACACGCUGCAAUCCUUGCGGAAACAUUUGCGGAAUUGCAUUUUAUAACCCUUACUAAGUAGAAUUCUCCUUUCUGUGUUGCUGGAGAAGAGGGGAUUUCGCGUGUCAAAGGUAUAGAACAUUACUAGUGCAUAUAACUCCAGAUACGUCAUCCACGGUAUUUUUGCAGAGAACCCACAUCAAAA
Messenger RNA from Rhagoletis pomonella (apple maggot), 699 nucleotides. Its product is annotated as acyl-coenzyme A thioesterase 13-like. The record is from RefSeq and is a predicted model, not a curated record. Lineage: Eukaryota; Metazoa; Arthropoda; Insecta; Diptera; Tephritidae. Gene Ontology annotation, molecular function: fatty acyl-CoA hydrolase activity.